Molecule: messenger RNA, 2029 nt
Organism: Hevea brasiliensis (rubber tree)
Lineage: Eukaryota; Viridiplantae; Streptophyta; Magnoliopsida; Malpighiales; Euphorbiaceae
Product: cytokinin dehydrogenase 7
Exons: 4
Coding region: 146-1708 (520 amino acids)
Biological process (GO): cytokinin metabolic process
Molecular function (GO): FAD binding; cytokinin dehydrogenase activity
Source: RefSeq, a predicted model, not a curated record
CAUCAACUCGCGACUGAACCCAAAGCUGUACAAACAAAAGAGUUAUGCAGCAAAAGAGCUAGAGUGAGAAAAAGAAAGAAACAAAGAGAGACGGGCUACCGGAUCAUUUGACUCGUAACUCAGUUCGGCGGCGGCGGCGGCGGCGAUGAUGAUAGCAUACCUGGAGAGAUUCAUCCACGAGAACGACACGGAAUCUAGACAAGAUGACGACCUCCCCAACAUUUGUAAGUCACUAGACCUCCAAGUCCAAGGCAGCAUAGACUGCGUGGCUACCGGGUUAGCCGGUAAAGAUUUUGGUGGCUUGUAUUCUUUUAAACCCUUGGCUAUAAUCAGGCCUGCCGGAGCCGAUGACAUAGCUGUGGCAGUGAAAGCAGCGUAUCGGUCACCCAGUCUGACGGUGGCUGCGAGGGGUAACGGCCACUCCAUCAACGGUCAGGCCAUGGCCGAUGGUGGUCUGGUCAUAGACAUGAGGUCCACCGAAGAAAACCACUUCAAGAUUGUGAAAAUGAAUGGAGAAAUCUUCGUUGAUGUCUCCGGAGGGGCAUUAUGGGAAGAUGUACUAAAACGAUGCGUUUCCGGGUUCAAUCUUGCUCCUAGGUCGUGGACUGAUUAUCUGGGUCUAACCGUAGGAGGGACGUUAUCUAACGCCGGCGUUAGUGGGCAAGCGUUCCGUUAUGGACCGCAAUCGUCAAACGUGAGUGAAUUAGAUGUGGUAACAGGAAAAGGUGAUAUAUUGACUUGCUCCGAAACAAAAAAUUCUGAACUCUUCUUCGGAGCCUUGGGUGGUCUUGGUCAAUUCGGCAUCAUUACCAGAGCUAGGGUGAAGUUGCAGUCAGCACCAGACAUGAUGAGAUGGAUAAGGGUGGUGUAUUCCGAGUUCGAAGACUUCACCCGGGACGCAGAGUGGCUCGUCACUCUUCCAGAGGGCGUGUCGUUUGAUUACGUUGAAGGGUUCGCGUUCGUGAACAGUAAUGACCCCGUAAAUGGGUGGCCUUCUGUGCCGUUGGACCCAGGCCGUGGGUUUGACCAGAACGCCAUUCCUCUAACUGCUGGCUGUGUUCUUUACUGCCUUGAACUGGCUCGACACUACCAAAACAGUGACCACCCGUCAGCGGUUGAUAGGGUUGUGAACAGCUUGCUUGGACGGCUGCGUUUUGUAGAGGAUUUGAAGUUCCAAGUGGACGUCACCUACGUGGAAUUUCUAUUGCGUGUGAAGCCAGUGGAGGAGCGCGCUAGAGCCAAUGGGAUAUGGGACUCUCCUCACCCUUGGCUCAACAUGUUUGUAUCAAAAAGAGAUAUUGCUGAUUUCGAUCGUAUAGUGUUCAAGAAAAUAUUGAAAGAAGGCGUCGGUGGGCCCAUGCUGGUCUACCCAUUGCUGCGAAGCAAGUGGGAUAAUCGCACGUCUGUGAUGAUACCAGCCGAUGGGGAAAUCUUCUACAUAGUGGCAUUGCUCCGAUUCACUCCUCCAUACUCAAAGGGUCCUUGUGUUGAAAAAUUGGUGGCACAAAACCAAGAGAUUGCCCAUCUUUGCUUGAAGAAGGGUUUUGAUUUCAAACUAUAUCUCCCUCACUACCAAUCUCAAGAGGACUGGAAACGGCACUUUGGAAAUCAAUGGUCAAGAUUUGUGGAAAACAAGGCCAAUUUUGAUCCCAUGGCCAUCCUUGCACCAGGGCAGAAAAUUUUUAAGAGGAUCAUCACUCAAUCCUAGUACUUGUAAUCCCUAUGUGGUUAAUUUUAGAAAAAUUGUAAUUUUUUUUUUUUUAAUCUCUUGGAAUCUAUUUUGAUGCUAGCUAGUUACUAUUAGUGGGUCAUGCACCUUUGCAAUUAGUUGACAAACAACAUUUUGAUGCAAUGUAAAGGAAUAUUUUGAGAAACCCAAAAAUAGGGAAGAAAUUGGUCCUUUUUUUGCUACAUUAUUAGGAAAAAAAAAUUGAUGAAAAGACAUGCUUGGCUUGUAAAUUUGAUUUGACUAAUUGGAGCAUUUGGGUCAAUAAUGUGGCCACGAUAAUUGUCAAUUUUCAUGUCCGAA